This is a messenger RNA of Mangifera indica (mango), 1147 nucleotides long. RefSeq names its product glutathione S-transferase U10-like. Lineage: Eukaryota; Viridiplantae; Streptophyta; Magnoliopsida; Sapindales; Anacardiaceae. The record is from RefSeq and is a predicted model, not a curated record. The coding region runs from base 188 to 886 and encodes 232 amino acids. Gene Ontology annotation, biological process: glutathione metabolic process. The transcript is spliced from 2 exons. Gene Ontology annotation, cellular component: cytoplasm. Gene Ontology annotation, molecular function: glutathione transferase activity.
UCUCUUCCACUAUUCCAAUGAUUCAACUUUUAAUAUUCUAUCAUAUCUCCAACUUCUGGUCCAAGGAUUCGUCUCUAAUGCACCCUUUGACAAGAAAUACAUUUGACUUACCUUAAAACACUGCAUAAUUAAAUCUAUAAAGCAUAUCAAACCCAUCAAGAGAAAUUUGAGGAGCAAUUCAGAGCCAAUGGAAAAUCAGAAAAGUGAUGAUGUUGUGUUAUAUGGGAAUUGGGCUAGUGCCUUCACUGACAGAGUUGAGUUAGCCCUUAAACUCAAGGGCAUACCUUAUAAGUACGUGGAAGAAGAUCUAACAAACAAGAGUAACUCGCUAAUUCACCACAAUCUUGUGCACAAGAAGGUACCCGUAUUGGUUCACAAUGGGAAGGCCAUUGCUGAGUCAUUAGUCAUCCUCGAAUAUAUUGAUGAUUUCUGGACUACCGCUCCGAAAUUACUGCCUGAGGAUCCUUAUGAGAGAGCCAAAAUUCGCUUUUGGGCAAAUUAUUAUGAUCAAAAGAUUAUACCAAGUACAUACCCCGUUGCAAAUUCGCAAGGAAAAGAGCGAGAGAAAGCCAUGGCGAAGUUGGGAGAGUUUGUUGAAGUGUUUGAGAGAGGGAUAGAAAAGGACUUCCCUACAAAAUCCCCCUUCUUCAAUGGUGAGACCUUGGGGUUUCUUGAUAUUAUUGUGGCUGCAAAUUCUUGCACUUACCGAUCUUUUGAAGAGGCUCUUGGUGUCAGUUAUGGCCUAGACAAGCACCAAGCAUUUUUCUCAUGGGUAACUGCUUUAGAGGGCUGCACUUUGAUCAAAGAGACACUGCCUCCUUGUGAAAAACUUGUGACCUUAAUCAGACAAAUGUUUCUUCAGGAGCCUAAAAUUAAACUAUGUUGAAUAAAUAGCUAUGGUCGGCAUAGCUUUUGUCCUAUCAUUUCUUGCCAUUUUAAAGUUUUAUUUUCUGUACUUUGCCAUUUAGUUACACUUUUUUCGUUGUUCAGUGUUCAUUCCUUCGUUUCAAGUGUUUUUGAGUCAGCAAAAUAGAAAAGAAGGCCGUUGUAGUUUUCAUGCUACAUUUUACCAAAUUAUUCUCAAAUAUUAGUUUGAAUGCACUUUUGGAAGGUGUCAAAAUAAUUUUAGAAAGUUACUUUGAAGGUU